CAAAAAACCACCGCAAGGCAGGUUUAUGUUUACUUGGGUUUAUGGCAUUUAGCAGACGAUUUUAUCCAAAGCGACUUACAAUAAGUAGGCCUACAUUUAGUCAGAAUAAAGAGAAACAAUAUAUCGCUGUUGGUACAGUAAGCUGCUGCUUGAGCUGCUCCCCCCGCGACCCGACCCCAGACAAGCGGAUGAAGAUGAGAUGAGAUGAGAUGACUACUUUCUACAAGAACAUGGCAGGCACAGACGCAGUCUGAGGCGAUGGUCAGUCAGUCCGCGGCAGAAGAUGAGUUUGGUUUCAGUGGGGACCUCGUUCCACCACUGUGGAAGCCAGGACGCUUGGCAGUCCCAAAGCAGGUGGAUAUGGGACAGGUGAUGUCAGCAGAAUAAACAGGAGAAAACCACGUCGUGGUCCGCAGCUCAUGGACACCUCGGCUCUGCAAUGAAACGUGCUGCAGUUGCAGAAUAAACGGUUUGCAUAAAGUUGAGUUAUAAUUUAUACAGAUAACAUGACACAGUUAAGUAUAAAACAGUUACCAGCUUGCAGAUGUACCGAAUGCCUUUUUCUGUUGCGCUGCUGUUUACAGUAAACACCUUAAUCCGCCACUGGGUGUAGCAGAUAGCGGCGCCAAAGAAUUAUGGUCGCGGGAGCUAUGGGGGAAUAACCUGACUCGCCAGAUGAAUUUCGUUCUACCUUAGGUGGAACAAAAUUCAUCUGGCAAGAGUCAGUUUAAUGGGGGAAUGCCUGUUGUUACAGUGAAAGGUUGUUUUCAUUAUGCAGCUAUGGAUAUAGUUUCAUUCUAAUAUAAAUUAUAAUUGUUAUUAUUGUUCCACGACUGAAGGCUCAUUUGCUUAGCCUUGGAACGUUAAAAAAAGAAAUCGCUGAUUUGUGAUUGGUUGCAAGGAGGAGAUGUGGCUGGCCGCCUUUCAUAUGUUUAACAACAGUGAAACUGAAUUGUGAUUGGUUAUUUUUUAUUCUCUUUGCCUCCCUUCAGUGACCAGCACCGGACGUAACCAGAGUAACUUCGGCCAGCCUCCUGCCUUGCAAAGGCACUUGGCAAUUUUUUCAACAUUUAUAAUUUCAUGUAAUUAAAAAAAAUAUAUUUUUAUAAUAAUUUCAUCAUCAAGUAAAUCUUUUUAAAUCACGAGGCUGCGUUGCAUCCGUUGCCUCCUCUAGGAACCGCCCCUGACGACGUCAGACGGUUGGCUUCAGAUAAGCCCGGCCUGUGGCACGUGACGCAUGAACGGCGCGCGAUUUUUGAGCGAGAGGGACAUGAACGGCGGCCGUAUUAUUGGCGCAGUUUCAUUUGGACGGGAUUGUAUCUCACAGUGGAUCCGGUGAGCCAACGAACAUAAGAAGUUAUGGCUAAAUCCAAAGGAUCGAUGGCUUUCCUGGAAGGUUAUAUUCUGCCGGAUAAGGACCAGGAUGAAGCGGCGAGCGGCGACGACUCCGAGGGGGACGGCGAGGAGGACACGACCACAGAGUUCCUCGACAUGGAGGAGAUGUCCGACUCUAACUCAAAGACGGCGUGGAUCAACCAGUCGCCGGGGCCGCCCAAGCGUAAAGUCCUAUUCAAGACGUUCAGUGGAGAUGAGUUCUGGGUGACGGGCCGUUUUGCCCUGAGCGCCCCCUGGUGGCACAUCACCUGCCGCACACAAGGCCCCAAGAAGAACUUGACCGUAAAGGGCUCUGCUUGGUACACGAUACGCACGGACCUGGACAAAGACGGAUGGAGGCCCAUUGUUUCCCUGUUUCUGGUGGCGUGCAAUGUGACAGAUGAUUCAAUCCAACCGUUCUUCGAGUGGUUGCCCAAGGAACGCCUCGUUACCAUUCUGAAUUUAUUGGAGGUCCUCACUGAGUUUGGGGACACAGACCCCCUGGCGCAGAACAUCAUUCGAUGCGUUUCAUCCUCAGCCGAAUGCAGGAGGAUGCAGGCGUCCUCUUCCUACCCCUGGGUUAUGAAAUACUUACCGGUACUUUUACCGCGGCAGUUUGACGCUCUGCUUUCUCCACCGAAGGCGGCUAGUAGCAACAACGUGGAUAGUCUAUUGGCCAAACUAGAAGACAUCAUUGAAAAUGAUGUGUGGAAGUUAGGGUUUUCAGAGGUUAUGCUUGAAGAACUGAAGUUGCGCUGCGAGGCCAAACUCAAGGCGUUCGAAGAUUGCGGCUUGCUCGAGACGCUGCCGCGUCUUCAGCACAACGCCCUGUUGGUGUACGAUGAGGUGAAGGGGUUCUGUGCGAACACGGGCAGCACCUACAUGGAAAAGGACAAACUCUGCAACAAUUUGAGAAAAUAUAUACCUGAUGAACAGGUGUGGGAUACUCUCCCGUUCCUCAAGGAACUGGGGGUGAUGAUGUGGGACAGACAGAAAGUCGUGCUUCAAAAACAUCACAACUACGAAUUGGGCAUCGCAGACUGCCUGCGCCAUCUUAUGGACGCCAAGCAGUGGACGAUUCCGAUAAACGCUCAGGAGGUUUUGUACGCUCACGCCCAGAAGAUUCGGAACGCGAAAGAUCCAACGAUGGAUCCCUCGACCCUUUCCCCCGUGAAGGUGGAUCCGGACCAGCUGCUGGCAGCCCAGAUGAUCUGCUCGGACCCGGUGACGGUCAUCAGCGGCUGCGGUGGCUGUGGCAAAACCACGGUGGUCAGCGAGCUGUUCCGGGCGGCGGUGGAGAAGGGACGCGGGGGGUACCAAGAACCCGGACACCUUCCUGGAACGUCCGACGAGGGAGAGGAGGAGGAGGAGGAAGAGGAGGAGGAGGAGGAGGAGGAGGAGAUAGAGAGGCAGGGCGAUAAGCUUUUGAAAGAGCAGAUCCUUUUGACCGCCCCCACUGGUCGGGCAGCAUCUCUGCUGACGAAGAAAACAGGCUUCCAAGCCUUCACCAUGCAUCAGGUGAUUUGGACGUUCAAUAAGGCAGAAGAAGAAAAAAAAAAAAAAAAAAAAGAACAUGUUGACGGAGAGAAGUUCGAGUUGAAUUGGAAGUUCGAGUCGGUGCGCGUCUUGGUGCUUGAUGAGGGCAGCCUUGUGCCGGUUGGUCUCCUCCACUCCGUCCUCUCCAAGCUCAUCAGCCACGCCAAGCUCCAGAAGUUCAUCCUCUUGGGCGACGUGAAACAGCUGCCCAGCAUCCAGCCAGGGAGCGCCCUAGAGGACCUCUUCUCCAGCCUGAGGUCGGUCAAAUACAACGUGGAGAUGAGGCACAACCACCGCUCCGAGUCCGAACUCAUCGUCCAAAACGCGAAGCGAAUUGCCGCCAUAGGGAUGGGUCAAAGCUCUGAGCCGUUGGAGUUUGACCACGUCGUGAGCCUUCCCGGGCCGUUCAACAUACCCCCCGGCAAAAAGUUCAUCCACAUCUGUCUCCCUGCCCGCAAGGGCGAUGACGAUCUACAAAAGGCGGUCAAAUGGCUGAUGGAAUCAGCACCUGGGUUGGAUGAUGAUACAAAAUCUCAAUUCAUUGCAUUCAGAAGGGCGGAUGUUGACUUGAUCAAUGAACUCUGUUGUACCCACUAUAAUAAGCACACAACCAAAGAUCAUAAGGGCAAGUUUAAGUUUCAGCCUGGAGACAAAGUCUGUGUCACCAAGAAUGCCCUUAUUGGUCAGGAGGACGCUGAAGCCCAAAGAAAUCCUGAAGAUGAUGAUAAAAAACCGGAGAGCAACCGACUCUGCAACGGAGAGAUAUUCUUCAACACUGAGUUUCAGCCUGGAGAUAAAGUCUGUGUCAACAAGAAUGCCCUUAUUGAUCAGGAGGACGCUGAAGCCCAAAGAAAUCCUGAAGAUGAUGAUAAAAAACUGGAGAGCAUCCGACUUUGCAACGGAGAGAUAUUCUUCAUCACUGAGGACCACACAGAGGUGGACCACCGGGGCCGAAAGACGCGCUCGCUGACCCUCGACGAGCGGCCGGGCCGCGUCAUCAAGGCCCAGUACCGGGCUCUGCUGCGGAGCUGCAAGCUGCGCCACGCCUGGGCCAGAACCAUCCACACCUUCCAGGGAUCCGAGACCGAAACGGUCGUGUACGUGGUGGGCACGGGCGGCUUCCAGAACUGGAGGACCGUGUACACGGCCGUCACCAGGGGCCAGAAGCGUGUCUACGUGGUCUCCACCGAAGAGGGGCUCCAGGGGGCCCUCAAGCGGAAGCCGGACCCCCGGCUGACGCGCCUCGCGGGCAUGGUCAAGGAGAAGGUGGUGCAGAUGGUUCAGGAGUCCCCCCGACUCCAGCGCGACCAACGCGGAUCGCCGAGGUCCACGCCCCAGUGGUCCACGCCACAGAAUGCCACGCCCCAGAAGGCCACGCCCCAGAGGACCACGCCCCAGAGGACCACGCCCCAGAGGACCACGCCCCAGAGGACCACGCCCCAGAAGACCACGCCCCAGAGGACCACGCCCCAGUGGUCCACGCCCCAGAAGGCCACGCCCCAGAGGACCACGCCCCAGAAGGCCACACCCCAGAAGGCCACACCCCAGAAGGCCACGCCCCAGAGGACCACGCCCCAGAAGGCCACGCCCCUGAAGGCCACGCCCCAGAGGACCACGCCCCAGAAGACCACGCCCCAGAAGACCACGCCCCUGAGGACCACGCCCCUGGUCCCGCCGCGGCAGACACCCAGUACCAAGACGGUCGUUAAGCGCCUGUGGGGGGCGGGAGGCCCGGUGGAGGCUCCAGCUGGCUCGCCCGUGAAGGAGAUCGUUGACGACCAACCGGGAACUGCCCGCACCGGGGCAGCAGCAGCAGCCAAGGCGGCAUUCGAUUUAUUUUUUACUCCCAGAAAGAAAACAAAGUAUGUCGAUUCAGCGAUGGACUGCACCAAGCUCCAGCCACCCUCCCAUGAUAGCCCAAUGCACGACCCGGUGGCGCCCAAAAGGCCCCAGUCACCCGAGUGACAAACUACACGGACCCCACCAGUCCUUCGAUUGGAUCAGACGAUGGGAAGAGCGACAAUAGUUGAGGAACGUAUUCACCGUUCAACAGUUUGAUAUGGUUUUGCCUCUUUCUGUUUGCAUCCCCCUAGGGCUGGGAUAAACGAUUAUUUUUUAAACGAUUAAUCUAGCGAUUAUUUUUUAAACGAUUAAUCUAGCGAUUAUUUUUCCGAUGCAUCGAUUAAUCUAACGAUUCAUUUUUCAGUCCGAUUCGAUUUCGAUUCGAUUAUCUUAUAGCAAUUUAUACAUGUUGAUUUACAUAUCUGAAUGAAAAAAACAUGAAUUCCUUAACAUUGCAAUUCAUGUUUAUUGCCUUUAAAUUCCAAAAUUAAAGUGCAAAGUAAUGCAUUAUUAGAAUUCUACGGUGCUCAGUCAUCUGCAGAUGCUCCCGGGUGGCGCCUCUUCAGGUGCUGGUGCAAUGCCGUGGUGCUAGAAUGGAAAGCCAUCUCCAUUUUGCAAAGACGACAUACCACGGAAUCGUUUCCUUUUACAUUAAAGAAUUCCGAGCUACACACCCCCUCCGUUGAUUGGUCGACAGAACCAUCACUUCCGGGCGACGUGGGGAUAAAAACAAACAAACAGUGGCCUCGAGGUAUUAUAUUAUCUGUUGUUCUUGAAGGUAUUAAUCACCGGAGCCGAUGAGGGUUUUGUAUGGGCAUCGAAUGGCCCUUGUUUUGUCUGACAGUCCAACAUCAGAUCCCCUGCAGACCAACAAGCCUGGGUCCACUGUCACCUAGGAGUCACACCCCGCCCAAACUAGAGACGUGUGGGCGGCUUGUGAUUGGCUUGAUUUAAAUAACGGUAACCCAAUAGGAAUCAGUGGGUUCCAUAUUUUUGUUUGUGAACAGGACAGUUGGAAAUAACUGAUAUACUGUGUUUCGUUAUGAAGAGAAGAGUGGUGGUGGAACACAGAGUACUGGCUCUCUUUUUUCUUUUAACACUGAGCAAGCCAGGUGUUAAAAAGAGGGCUACAUAAUCGGAACUUCUUCACAAUCCUUAGGAUUGAGCAUCAUUGUCUAUUCAAACUGCAAAUCCGAGAAUUUGAUUGUGUCUCAGUGUAAACUGUAUCGCAUUACUACGUUCAUCAUUGUGUUUCUUUUUUUAACCAUUUGUAUUGAUUAUUGUCAGUUGAGUUGGUGAAUCAUUUCAACUAUGUUAGAUGGUACUUUUUUAUCUUUAUUAAUUAACUAUCAUUGCUCAAUACUUUUUAGACUGAAUCAUGUGCUUAAUGCUUUUCAAAGUGCCUAUGUGGAGAUGGGGAUAUAAGGGUUUAUAAUACUAUAGACAAACGGGAAGUAUGUGCAAUUUGAUGUGUACUUAUGCAUCCAAUUAAAGAAACGGGAGGCUACUGCAUGAAGCAAUCUAAUUUAUUUGUCGAUGAGUAAAAAUCUAAACUGGACUGACUGGAAGAUACUGGAUGUAAAAUAAACCAAAAAAUGAACUUGGUCAAACGCUUCAACCAAUAUGCAACCAAUAAGAUGCAAACACACUGUCUCUCUCAACUUGAGGGUUCCCGUCUUUGUUGCUACCACCAAGUCCGGUCUUAAUAGUAGUUGGAGACCAACACAAAUUCUGAAGUUGUAUUCUUAUUUCAAGGUCUGCGUUUCUAGAAUUAUUUUCAAAGGGACGACCAAAUUAUUUAAAAGUGUGUUUAUUGAUGAGUGCACAUAAUUGAUCAUUUCUAUAGCAUACAACUCUUCCAGAUGUAUUUAGAUGGUCUGAUCAUUGUGGUCUUCUGACCAUGGACUCAACGGUAUAAAACAGAUUCUUCACUUUCUGCAUUCAGGUUGGGCAAUACACCAUUGCGCAUGUGCAGAAUAUUGUGAAUUCAACUGUUCAUUCAUGUGGACUUUAGUUUGUGAUAUAAAUUGAUUUGAAACAUGGAGUCAAUUCCGCUAUGCAUCCAUGUAUUGAAAAUCUGUUUGCCUCGUUCUUAGUUUUUUAAAAACAGCUCAACAACUGUCGCUGCGUUGAUUGGUCACGUGAACUCUGAACUCUGGUGAGCCGACACCGUUCCGGUCCGUUCGACCCUGCUCCUGAAUCACAUCACAGGUCCAUAUGGUGUUCAUGUUGAUCGUGUUGGUGUUGCCGGGCCUUCUCCUGGAUCAGAUCCACAAACUCGUGCUUCUCCAGGCAACCGCGGCACUCCUCUCCCCAGGACGACAGCACUCUCUUCAGCUCGGCCACGCGGAGCGACAGCAGCCCCGCGCUGCUCAGGUCCCACAGCUGCUGCUCUGCAGACGGACGGACAGAGAGACAGUAUUACAGUGCACUAGCGACGGGUCAUGGGGAGAGAGGGACAGCGGGCUGUCUUAGCAAGUGUGUCGUGGAGUGGGGAGUCGGCUGAGAGAAUGGGAGGAGAUCCCAUGGGGGGGAUGGGAGACGUUUACAUUUAGGGCGUUUAGCAGACGCUCUUAUCCAAAUCUACUUGCAAUAAGUACAUUAGUCAGAAAGAGAAACAAUAUAUAUCGCAUCCAUAACCUCAACUUCUACUGAAGACAUGGAAAAACUCCCGUAUAACAUAAAGAGGGAAGAAACCUUAAGAAGAAGAGGAAUCCCUCCAGGGAUGGUUAGGUGCACAGCGGCACAAAUAAAAUAGAACAUUAUGUAACACUUAUGAGUUAAGAAAAAAUCCACCAUGACUGAAGGAUAUCUGUUGCUCAACAUUUGCAAGAAUGCCAUGCUGUGAGUUGCGGUGGCUUGCUUCGCUUCCGACAGGAAAUUACCAUAUUUCAGUUCACAUAUCUGUUUGUCGGUGCUGCCGAGCCGCUGGCAGAUCUUCUCCACCGGCACGUGCACGGACAGAGGCCGGGCGACGGACGCCGUGACGCGGGUCGCUGCAUCGCUGCUGGCCCCCAGGUAAUAGCACUA
Molecule: messenger RNA, 7782 nt
Organism: Gadus chalcogrammus (walleye pollock)
Lineage: Eukaryota; Metazoa; Chordata; Actinopteri; Gadiformes; Gadidae
Product: DNA helicase B-like
Exons: 16
Coding region: 1360-4875 (1171 amino acids)
Source: RefSeq, a predicted model, not a curated record